AUGGUAAACCUUUUUACGACCGUGGUCGGUAUUUUCACACGGUUGAUUAAGGCAUCUAUCGGCCUUACUCCUUGGGUCACAUUUGCUAUCUGGCUCGAAAUUCGAGAUCUGUUCUACCUUAUCGCAAAUCGUUUCCGCCCUAGUCGUCCCGUUGGAAGAGUUGUGCUUCCUGGCCAUCCAGGCCAUGGUGGUAUCUGGCCGAGUUACCUCCCCCCGACACAGGGCAAAGAGAGCCGAUCCCCUUGUCCCGGACUCAACACCCUUGCCAACCACAAUAUUCUACCCCGCGAUGGUAGAAAGAUCACCUAUAAGCAACUGACAUCUGCAAUCCAGCACGCAUUUAACUUUUCACCAACACUUGCCGACCAACUCACUGCUUCUGCCAAACUGCUCGAUCAAGGUCGGGGCUGGAUUGAUCUGCAUGAUUUGAAUGCGUUGAAUGUUAUUCAACACGACGCCUCAAUCACUCGUCCUGACAUCGCCUUCUGUCCUGACCAGGGCUACCCGCACCCUGACCUUGUUGAAAAUUUCCUCGCCCACUCCUCGAACGGGAAAUCGCUGACCCUGGGUGACAUUGCAACCUUCUCCGGGAAGCGCCGCGCCGAAUGCAAACGCAGCAAUGGCCAAUACUCUAUGACAGGGAACUUCCUGCACGAGUUUAUUGGUUCCGGAGGAGGUGAGCUUAUUUACUCGAUAUUUGGAGGUAAUGUCGAUGACCUGCGUGUCUUCCUUACCGAAGAGCGCUUUCCAGAAGGGUGGGAGCCAAGGACCAGAGAAGCGUUCGGGCAUACCGUGACAAAAGCACAAUUGAUAUCCCUCAUUAUCGAAUUUAACAUCAAUGAGGCGUAA
Penicillium manginii is the source of this 849-nucleotide messenger RNA. RefSeq lists its product as uncharacterized. The record is from RefSeq and is a predicted model, not a curated record. Gene Ontology annotation, molecular function: peroxidase activity. Lineage: Eukaryota; Fungi; Ascomycota; Eurotiomycetes; Eurotiales; Aspergillaceae. The transcript has 7 exons. Bases 1 to 849 code for a protein of 282 amino acids.